AUGUCCUCCAAAACUCCCAACCCAAUGAGGGUCCUCAUAACCGGGGCCGGCGGCCUGGUCGGUUCGAUGCUGGCCUCCCGCCCGCUCAACGAGCCGCAGUACCGCCUGACGCUCACCGACAUUGUCAGUGAGCCAUCAUCCCCGAGGGAGGGCGACAUCACUUCACGGGAAUUGAUAGAAACGCUUUUCUCUCAGCCCAACUUCUAUCACCCCGUCUUCAUCUUCCACGGCAUCAUGUCCGCCGGCUCCGAAGCCAACUACCCGCUGUCGCUGGCCGUUAACGUGGACUCCAUCCGGCUACUCACCACAGCGCUGCAAGAAACCCACCCUGGCGUCCGCGUCAUCUACGCCAGCUCGCAGGCCGUCUACGGCCCGCCCUUCCCCAGCAACGGCGGCAAGGUACCCCCUACGUGGCCGGCCACGCCGCAGCGUACGUACGGGGCGCACAAGCUCAUGACCGAGGUGUACCUGAACGAAAUGCACCGGCGGGGAUUGCUGGACCUGUUCAUUGCGCGGUUCCCGACAAUCUCGGUGCGCCCGGGCAAGCCCACACAGGCGGCGAGCAGCUUCCUGAGCGGCAUCAUCCGCGAGCCCAUGAACGGCCUUGAGUGUGUGGUGCCGAUCAGGGACAGGGGGCUUAGAUCCUUCAUGACGGCGCCCAGCACCGUCGCUGAGAACCUGGUCAGGGUGCUCCACAUGGAGAGCGGCGUGUUGCCAGCGCAUAUCAGGCAUAUUAUGUUCCCCGGGAUUUCGGUGAGCAUUCAGGAGAUGCUGGACGCGUUGGCCAAGUAUGGUGGGCAGGACAAGUUGAAGUUGGUGAGGGAGGUGCCGGAUGAGGCGCAGGAGAGGAUUUUGAGGAGUUGGCCGCAGGAUUUUGAACUGGAGACGUCGCUGCGGCUGGGGCUGGUGGUGGACAAAAGCGCGGAUGAGCUGGUGAGGGAGUAUGUGGAACGGUAUGUGGGGGUGAAGGCUUAG
This is a messenger RNA of Canariomyces notabilis, 975 nucleotides long. Its product is annotated as NAD(P)-binding protein. The transcript has 2 exons. The record is from RefSeq and is a predicted model, not a curated record. Lineage: Eukaryota; Fungi; Ascomycota; Sordariomycetes; Sordariales; Chaetomiaceae. Bases 1 to 975 code for a protein of 324 amino acids.